Molecule: messenger RNA, 1908 nt
Organism: Cherax quadricarinatus
Lineage: Eukaryota; Metazoa; Arthropoda; Malacostraca; Decapoda; Parastacidae
Source: RefSeq, a predicted model, not a curated record
ACGAACCUUUCUGGAUUUCCUGCUCUGAUUUUGCAACACUGCAAACUCCUGAUGAUGUGUUGAGUGUAACACGAAAGGCCUAGGGCUAUCAUUCAACACCCCCUGUGGUUAUUUUGCAUCUUUUAUCACUCGUUCGCGAUUUUUGCACAAUCACUAAUUGACUUCCUUCUGCAGGAACAGGGCGGGAAUCGUGGUUGGAACUGCCGGACUUGUGAUGUUCUUCAAUCUGAUGUUCUUCUUCCCCUCCAUCAGUGACGAGAACUGCCACAACUACUACCUGCAGAGGGCCCUGAAGGGUCCUACAGCUCAGGACGACCCAGAACUCCUACGCUGGGUGCGAGGGAUGGUUGUUCCUCCCUCUAGGUUACCCUAUAACCUCUCCUUCUUCAUGAGUGGUCUCCAUCAAGAGAAAGCCAACGCUACUACCUACAGCCCCUCACAGGAGUUUAUUCUGGAUAAGCUCGAGGAUAUUUUUGGUGACAAAAUCAUGCAGCCACGCAGGUUUCUGGAAGCUGGGGCGUAUGAUGGAGAAUUUCUUUCCAACACACUGUACCUGGAACACGAAUUUAAUUGGCGGGGCAUCCUGGUGGAGGCCAACCCUGUCUUCUUCCAGCAGUUGCUGCUUAAGAGACGCAAGAGUUGGGCACUCAAUGUGUGCCUCAACACCAAGCCAUACCCCUCCCAGGAGAGUUUCAUGAUGGGAUCAGACUCCCCUGAAAGAGCCAAUCAUCUGUACGGAGCAUCGGAGGGAGAUGCAGUCAACGUGCUUCUGGAGAAACACAUCUCACUUGGGUCUUCAAGGCUACUCCAGUUUAAGGACAAUACAACCCAGCAUGUCUCAUUGUUAAUCAAAUGGUGGCUCCACACUGGUGCUGUGUAUUCAGAGAUGAGGCUAAAAUAUGUUGCAUACCGAGCCGCUGAAGUCAGGCAGUUCAUGUGGCUCUCCGGAAACAGAGGUCUGAGCUUUGCUUGGACCUCUGUAUAUACACAAAAAGAUCGCAGCCAGCAGGAUUCGAAUCCACUAUUCCAUGAAGAUGCAACCCACUUAUCUCUGUUUCCUUUGAUGUGCUGCCCCCAGCAGGAAGGUCAACUAACAGAGGUGCAGUGUGUUCCCCUAUACACCGUGAUGAAGGCUAUGGGCAUGACCCACAUUGAUUUUCUCUCUCUUGACGUGGAACAAGCAGAGAUGGGCAUACUCGACACCAUACCCUGGGACAAGGUCUCUUUUACGGUGUUGGCUAUCGAACACAUAACCUCAGAUGACCUGACGGGGUACAUGAAGGAGCGAGGGUAUGAACAUGUCGCCUCUAACUUGGGUGACCACAUCUUCAUCCACCAGAGUAAUGCUGUGAUCAAGGUGGAACCCAGCCACACCAACGACACCAGCCACACCAACGACACCAGCCACACCAACGACACCAGCCACACCACCCCGACCAAAACUGAAAAUUUUUAAGCCGGUAUCUAAACAAAUCGCACUCUUGGAAAAAUAAAGUUACACUAGAAUGAUGCAAGUUCUUAGAUUAAGAAAAUUGGAAUAUUUCAUUUAAUGACAACUGUCACAAAAUUAAAUUAGACUGUCAUGCAAAUUAUGGUCAGAGUUAAAUAAUUGGCAUAUUAAAAAUUUGCAUAACAAUGCUUCACCCUUUCCUGAGUUGGUAAUCACCAGUUAAGGUCAAUAAGUAAUAUAAAAACACUGAAAGUAAGCUGAAAGAUUGAGACAAUUAUCAGGUCUGUUCUCUCUAAUAUUAUAAGUUAGUAGGAAGCGAAAUCAUCAGAUAAACUUACCAAGUUAAUUCAAGAGGAAGAAAAUGGGUGUAUUAUAGAAAAAACAUAGAAAAUGGGAUAUUUUUACCCCUUUUGUAAACAAAGAUACUUCAGAAAAUAAUAAAAGUUUUAUUUAUUGUA